AUGGUCUCACGUUCAUUCAUCACGGCGCUUGCCCUCCUGGGCGGUGUCGAGGCACACACUCGCAUGGUCGAGAUUUUCCGCAACGGAGAGGGACAGGGCGAGGCAGCAGGCAUCCGCAUGGACCUCAACGGCGACACCACGACGGGACCCAUCACCGACGUCACUUCCACCGACAUGGCCUGCGGAAGGAACGGAGAGACGUCUGUCGGCCGGACAGUCAAGCUCUCGGCUGGCGACGGCAUCGUCAUGAACCACCGCUCCUGGGCCGACGGCGCCCAGCCCGGCGUCAUUGACAGCAACCACAAGGGAUCCACCGCCGUCUACCUGAAGAAGGUCGCCGAUGCUGGCGCCACGGACCCCUGGGCCAACUCGGCGUCCGGAGAGGGCUGGUUCAAGAUCUCAUGGAACGGACUUGACACGGCGACCAGCAAGUGGGGAGUCGACGUGAUGAUCGAGAACGGCGGGUACACGGGGGCCAUCCUCCCCUCCGACCUGAGCAAGGGCUACUACCUGGUCCGCGACGAGGUCCUCGGCCUGCAGAACCGCGACGGCGGCAGCAUCGUGCCCCAGUUCUUCGUCGGGUGCGCCCAGGCCUACAUCUCAGGAGGCACCGGCGGCGAGACGCCCAAGACCGUCUCCAUCCCGGGCCACGUCGAGGCCUCCAGCCCGUCCCUCACCUACGACAUCUACCAGACCCCGUGGGGCGAGUUCCCCGAGUUCGGCCCGGAGGUGUACUCAAGCAUCGUGUCGACCUCGGCCCUCAAGCUGAGCCAGCUGAGCGCCAACACCGCCAACGUGGUCGGCAACUGCCCCUCCGACACGGUCCUGACCGUCGGCAACAAGUGCUUUACCGAGCUUGCCUCGUGGUCCGACGACACGGCCGGCGCGCUGCCCAAGUGCUGGGCCGCCAGCGCCGCCUGCUGGGAGAAGAACACCGACUGCUGGGACGGCGUCGAGCCCGUCAUCAACGGCAACGACAAGAGCAAGGGCUGCUCCCUGUGGGAGGCAAAGUGCAACGCCCUCGACGCCUGGUGCGAGGCCGGGAACACCAGCGGCCCGCCCGACGCCGGCAAGGUCAUCUCCGAGCCGCUGGACCUCAGUGGCCUGUAA
Molecule: messenger RNA, 1110 nt
Organism: Diaporthe citri
Lineage: Eukaryota; Fungi; Ascomycota; Sordariomycetes; Diaporthales; Diaporthaceae
Exons: 1
Coding region: 1-1110 (369 amino acids)
Source: RefSeq, a predicted model, not a curated record